AUGAUUUCGAUGGAGUUAGCGUCAGAUUAUCGAGAUAAAGACAUUCGUAAGUUGUCUUUGUUAAAACUGUGGAGAAGAUUCAGUAAGAUGAGCUUUUGCAACAUCAAUUCAAAUUAGUACACUGAAAAAACAGUGAAAUCAAGCAUACCAUAAUAUAAUUUGCAGGUAUGCACAACGUCUUACGGGAUGCCACUCAACCUGAUCAUCGCGAUGAAGCGCACCGGAGAAUUCACGAGAAUAAGGUAUGAUUUAUAUUGCUUUGUAAAAAGAAGCAAUCCGAAUGCAUUGCUUGAAAAUUCCAGGCUUCGUUCACAUUGCAAGAUUCCCGUCGGCAACCAAAACCGAUUUCGAGAAUAACGUGCUGCUCUUGGCUUUGUUGACGUCGUCGGACGGCGCCGUGUUUCAAAGACUAUCUAGGUAAUCUUUCGGUUCGCGGUAAGAAAGGCGCAUCUCUUUCCUUGCGUGCAUGUCACUUUACCCGGGCUAUAUGCACAAACAGUUUUCGGUGUGUAAUCUCAUUAUCUGCGGGCUCAGUUUGUUGAAAAACGAAAGGGCCGGCCACAUUUCCAGGGAAAAGGAACUGAAUACUACUUUGGCGCUGAAAAACUCCAACCCAUCACGAACAGAGCGCGAUAUGAAGUAGCCUAUUCGACUGCGACUCAUUUUUCAGACCCGAAGUGAAACGAGUACUGAUGAGAAUGGAACUGAUCGACAGACAUGCUCUACAAGACUGGAGGUUCUAA
Messenger RNA from Caenorhabditis sp. 36 PRJEB53466, 743 nucleotides. NCBI's taxonomy places the organism in Eukaryota, Metazoa, Nematoda, Chromadorea, Rhabditida, Rhabditidae. The record is from the annotation of a GenBank genome assembly.